AUUGUAGAACCGGCCUUAUUACGUCUGAAUUCUCAAUCGAAUGACAAACAUGGCAUCCACCAUGAUCGUUAGCUACCGUCUGUUAUUUAUUACAGUCGCUUUCGCACUUUCGUUUGUUUCCGUCGCGAAUUCCACGGACGCCGCGGACGAUUUUUCUUACGCGUCUGCGAGAGUCGAGAGCUGUAGCGGUUGCUCGCUCAAUCGGCUGCCGGAUGUCAAGAAAUUUAUUUUCGAGGACCUACCGCAAUAUGGCGAGAAUGUGGAAUUCAAGCAUAUUCCAGGCGCAAUACCAGAACUCGUGUUAUUGAACGCACGUGGAAAGGAGCUAGAGAGACACGGGUUGUCCAAAUUGACUCGAAAAGAAUGUAAUGACUUGCUAGUCUCCAAAGGCUUCAUGAGAGAUAAGGAGGAGAUGUAAAUCUUCCAAUUGGCGUAUAUUGUGAGAAGCAGCAUUCUAUCAAAACUAAUCGUAAUAAUUAUCUCUAGGAAAAAUAAAUAAUUUCUGAUCGUUUAUUUCUAUGUACAUCGUAGACAUAAAGAUACAAUAGUUUUGUUUGUUGUUAAUAUUCCAAGAGAGUAACCUAUAUUGUGUACAGUAGCAGUAAUUUCCUGAUCUAUGUAAAUUGCUUUUAUCGAGUUGCGAUUUUCGGUGCAUUAUAUUGGUGAGCGCUUCUCUCGAAGAGCUGCAGUCUGUGAUAGAUGCCAAAUCUAAAAUAGGAUGGAACAUUGCACAGUGCGAUAUCCCGCAGAUCCCAUUAAUUACAUUAUAUUCUUCAUUUCUACUAAUUCUUUAACCCUACAAAAUUUUUAUAACCAAACAAAUUAAGAAAUAACAGAUUAGGUUAUUGAUAUAAUUAUUAAAUCAACUAAUUGGAGUUUAAAUAGUAUUAAUAGUGUACUCUACAAAAGUUUCUUUAGAAACUCUUAAUUAUGCAUAAAAACCUCUUUUAUGAAUUUUGUGAAUAUUAAAAAAAAAAUGUUUUAUGUUCGUCGAUUUGUACGUUAUCCGAAUCAUUUAUGGAUAGGAUUUUAUAUAGUAGAUGUGGAUACGUGAUUCAAUCAUAGAGAUCUAUUUAUGCAUCUCUAAUCACUUCUCCAUCUGUUGCAAUUCGAUAUUGGUGCUCUUUCACUGCUUUAAAUUAACCUAGUUGUUGCAAUUGUUUUUCUGUGUCCAAUGUAUGUAUGUACAUACAUGGUAAGUUGAUCAGUAAUAUUAGUGAUAUUAGAUUACUGAUAUUGGAAUUAAUAUCAGAUAAUAAAUAUUGAUUUUUUUUUUUAAAUUGUUUUACUUUUUUAUUAAUAAGGGUUACUAAUAUUGAAAGCAAUUGAAAUUUUCACCCACAAGUCUCUUUAUUUUUUAUAAAACUUUUUUUUUUAGUUUUCAUUAUAUUUUUGUGAUCUAUUAUACGUUCUCUAAUAAAAUAUUUUCAAAAGAGAUAAAAUGUUUCUUUUGCGUUUACACAACUCGAUCCAUUUUUUUUGCCAUUCAUUAUGUGCCAUUUCGUUUUUCAACCGAGUAGUUUCAAUUGAUUUCUAAUCAAAAUAUGACCUGUUGAACUGUCCACGUCUCGAAACAUAAAACUCCAUUUUGAGUAUCUUACAUAAUGUGCUUUUGAAAUGAGAUUUGAGUAAUGACUAUAUAAAUAGACUUAAGAAGACCUCAGAAUCACAGCAGAAUAAAAUUGAACAUCAUUGAACGAAAGAACUAUGAAUAAAUUAAUUACUACUGA
Messenger RNA from Temnothorax curvispinosus, 1730 nucleotides. RefSeq names its product selenoprotein M-like. Gene Ontology annotation, molecular function: oxidoreductase activity. The coding region runs from base 41 to 418 and encodes 125 amino acids. Lineage: Eukaryota; Metazoa; Arthropoda; Insecta; Hymenoptera; Formicidae. Gene Ontology annotation, cellular component: endoplasmic reticulum lumen. The transcript is spliced from 4 exons. The record is from RefSeq and is a predicted model, not a curated record.